This is a messenger RNA of Rhinichthys klamathensis goyatoka, 3033 nucleotides long. It is a transcript of the gene sh3d19, whose product is annotated as SH3 domain containing 19. Gene Ontology annotation, molecular function: protein binding. The coding region runs from base 16 to 2892 and encodes 958 amino acids. The transcript is spliced from 20 exons. Lineage: Eukaryota; Metazoa; Chordata; Actinopteri; Cypriniformes; Leuciscidae. The record is from RefSeq and is a predicted model, not a curated record.
UUUAAACACGGACAUAUGGCUGAAGCACGGAAUGAUGGAGAUGAAGAAUUUCCAAAUGUGUCUAUUACGAGGAGAAGAGAUUCAACAGACCGCUCAGAAAGAAAUAAACAAGAACACUUACAUAUAAGUUCAGGACCCCUUUCUUCAAUCAAAGCAGCCUUUAAGAGAACUUCUGCAAGAGCUCUCUCACAACCAGACUACUCCAGGGAAAGAAGGCGUUCAGAGGUAACCAUCCUAUCAGCAGAGCCGUUUGCAGCCACUUCUUGGUAUCCAGGGGAGUCUGGCCAGUUUUCAUCCACAGCUUUCACAACACAACCAAUCUGGAAUGAGAGUGUUCUGACCUCUGUUCAGCUCCCACCAUCCUAUGAGCAGGUGAUCAAGGAGAAGACCCAGGAGCAGGUUACCACACCUUCACCACCUCCACAACACUUAUACACAACAACUAUUGCCACACAGACUGACUCACUAGAGGAGAAUGCCACAGGUCCAGAUUCUGGCACGUCCCUGCUGCUGAACCGGGUGCAGCCCAGUGGACCAAAGCAGCCAAUAAAACCACCUCGGCCAUCAUUGCCUAAACCCAAACCCAUUCCGCAAGAAACUCAAACCAGGUCCCCAACAUCCACUCCCAACUCCCAACCCGUCGUCGAUAUAGCCCCAGCCCCACGCCCGGUUCCUCAGCCUCGCUCCAAAACGAAACCCCUGAGUCCAACCAACCACGUCAAUGUGCAACCUCUGAUAGCACUGCAAGACAGCUGGGACGUUUGUCCUAUACCCUCUGAGGAGAAUUCUGAUUCCCAUUCAGGAAAGUAUCUGAAGGAUCUCUUAGAUGUCUUCAGCUCCGAACCUCAAAGUGAACUGAGUAACCCUGUCAACAUUCAAAGAGAGCAGACGAACCAAACUAAAGAGAACCAAAGCGAGAACAUGACCUCCCUCCACAGCGACCGCAACAUCCGAUCAAGAAUCCAGGCCUUUGAAAGUCAAUCUAGCGCAGAGAAUAAUGAAACCUUUGUGCCUUCCCCCCGUCCUCGAAACAUUUACACCAAACCACCUGUGCUGGCACCAAAACCCUCCAUUACCCCUCGUCCUUCUGUCAAAAAGCCCAAAGAAGAGGAGUUUUUACAAUAUGACAGUCAUUUAUACGAAGAGGUCAGUGCACCACCUAUGCCAGCUCCAAGACCUCAGCUUUUCAAAAAACCGUCCUUCAACUCAAGAGAUGAGUCUGACUCUCAGCCUCCCUUCAGGAUGGCCCUCAUUCCUCCAUCGCGACCUUCAUUGGUCAAAGUUAAGAAUCUAAGUUCCCAGGAUGAGGAAGUAGUAUUGAAAGGACCUCCCCCGCCACUCAAGCCCAGCAAAGAUCUGUUGAACCUCAACAACCACAACUCCACUGCACUUCUGUCUAACAUCACAUCCACAGCGAACAUGCUAAACAAUGACUGUGUGGAUGCUGCCAUUAACCACUCUCCCACUAAAACUGCCUAUCAAGGGGGAUUCACCUACAUAGGAUCAAGCAUGCAGGGAGUGACCAGGAGACCCACAGUCAUCAGAGUCCCCAGUAAAACAGAAAAAAACCCUGAAGAAAUGGCAGAUUUUCCUCCUCCUUUACCUGUACAAAAACCUGUGGGCGGCCCACCUCCACCUGCUAAACCCGCUCGCAAAGACUCCUUCAGUUUCUCAUCUGACAUGUCUCUUCCACCACGGCCCAGUGGAGGAAAGGUUCUGCCUCCUCGCCCACCACCAGCUAAAACAGGCCCGGGAAGACCGCCUCCUCCACGAAAAGAUGGCUCCCAACGUCGGCCCUCAGAUCCGGGACUUUCACAAAUAGUCCCAGCAAAACAACAGCAACCUCAAUGGCAGCAACAAAACCGCAGAGCUUCGAAAAAGGGACCUGCUCUACCGCCUAGACCCAACCCUGGACAUCGUCUUUACAACAAAUACACACUUGAGAUCCCCCACGGCAUUGCUGACUUUGACUACAAUGGCACUAACACUGGGGAGCUCUCCUUUCAGAAAAAUGAAGUCCUCGUCUUACUUGAAGAAUUAGACAGCAAAAACUUUGAAUGCCAAGUAGGAAACGCUAAGGGCACAGUGCAGAAAACACAUAUGAAGAUUAUCACACCCUUAACAGAUUUACCCAACAAUUCAGUACCACAGAAAAAUAGUUAUUUUAGUGGCAUGGUGGAAAAUACUGGAUCACAAGUGCAAGCCCUGUAUGACUUCACUCCAGAGGGGCCGGGAGAGCUGGCUUUAAAGGCUGGAGAUGUGGUUUCUAAUGUAGAACAGUUGGACAGUGACUGGUACACGGGAACAUGCAGAAAUGUGUCUGGGUUCUUCCCCAUUAACUACGUCAAGACACUGAACAAGCCUGAUACAUCUGCACCAGCACCCAGAAGUGAGUGGAAAACCAAACCAUCUCCUGAGCCUGUCAGAGGCCCAAGGUGUGUUGCAAGGUUUGACUUUGACGGAGAGCGGAGCGAUGAGCUCUCAUUUUCUGAAGGUGAUAUGAUUUGGCUCAAAGAAUAUGUGGGAGAGGAGUGGGCUCGUGGGGAAGUGAAUGGCCAUGUUGGCAUUUUCCCUCUCAACUAUGUGGAAGUGCUUGAGGAUCUUCCUCCAGCCACAGUGCAGAAACCAGCUCAAAAUAAGUUUGCGCUGCCUGGAAAGGCUGGUUCGUUUAAAGCACAAAUGUCUUACAAUGCCAGUGAGGCUGGAGAGUGGGCUGUGGCACUGUAUGACUUCACAGCGGAGACAGAGGGGGACCUGCCCUUCCAGCAGGGAGACAGGAUCCUGGUCACGGAUCACAUAGAUGAUGAAUGGUGGAGUGGAAGGAUGAAUGGCAGAGAAGGCUUCUUCCCCAAAGCCUUUGUAGAGGUUGUUACAGGUAGGAGGAAGUGGUAAAAGAAUGAUUCAUCAGAUGCAGCCUCAGAAGAACUUUUUUUGUGCGACUUGUUUCCAGUUUAUUUUAAUUGUGAUUUUGUCUAAUGUAUUUAUAAAUGUUAAUAUUCUAAAUCCAUUGUAUCCUAAAAAUAUAUUAAUGAA